GUUUAUGAGCAAGGUCUUUUGCUCUAACAAAGCAUAAGGGAUAGUUUUUGGAGAGAAUAUGGAGGAUCAAAAGCAGACUAGUUUCACGUUUGAGAUAGAUAACUUCACCGAGAAGGAAAAUUUCAUACACUCUCCAAAUUUUUUAAGCGGUGGCUGUGAAUGGUUUGUUGAAGUAUAUCCCAAAGGACAUGGUAUUGAAGAUCACUUAGCUCUAUACCUUCAUGUUGCGAAUUCUGGAUCACUGCUACUUGGAUGGAAAAGGCGAGUUAAAUAUUCCUUUGUUCUGUUGAACCAAUCCUGCAAAGAAAUCCACAAAACAACUGAAUGGUGCAAUGUAUUCUGCUCACAGGCCACGGGAUGGGGAUUUGCAAAGGCCUUGACUCUUAAAACCCUUCAAGAAAAAGGGUUCAUGGAGAAGAACAAACUGAUAGUUAAAGUUCAAGUAAACGUACUUGAAGUUGUUGAUCAAGGAGAUGUAACUGGGAACGAGACUAUGGAUCUUAGUGGUUUCCAAGUUCUCUAUCGUCAGGCUUUUCAAGUGUCUUGGCUUUUCGUGAGGCACCCGGACAUUGCAUUGAAUUUCAAACCAAAGAGCCAACUGGUGAAGACAACAUAUUUGAAUCUCCUCCUCAAGCUCAUCGAGAAACUGGGCAAGCCUCCACAUAGCUUCUCCAAGACUGAUCUAAGCAACAUUCGCAGCGAGUUAAUCGAUCUAACAGAAGCAGGGUUCAAGCUAGACUGGUUGAAUAAAAAGCUUGAUGAUAUUUCCUUGGAGACAAAGAAAGAAGAUGCUAAUGGUACUCGAGUCCAAGAACUAGAGGAACACAUCAAGAAUCUGAAAGUUGAACUGAACAAGGAGAAGAUAAAGUCUGCUGAUAAAGUUUUGAUAUUGGAGAAAAAGGUCUCCGAACUCAAAAAUAAGCUGAUCAACGAGCCCAAUUCUGCUUCUUCUAAAGCUUCCUUCUUCAAGAGUGUGUUUUGGUCUUGGAAUAAGAGUGGAACUCGGCGUAGGUGAUCCGACUAUUAAUUAUCAGACUAAGAAACGUUUUAUUACUUUGUUUUUUUUUUGUUAAAGAACUCUAUGGUUAUGAAUUUUUUUUGGUGCUGAAAUU
Messenger RNA from Raphanus sativus (radish), 1112 nucleotides. RefSeq names its product MATH domain and coiled-coil domain-containing protein At2g42470-like. NCBI's taxonomy places the organism in Eukaryota, Viridiplantae, Streptophyta, Magnoliopsida, Brassicales, Brassicaceae. The record is from RefSeq and is a predicted model, not a curated record. Gene Ontology annotation, molecular function: protein binding. Bases 59 to 1015 code for a protein of 318 amino acids. The transcript has 4 exons.